This is a messenger RNA of Chara braunii, 5170 nucleotides long. NCBI's taxonomy places the organism in Eukaryota, Viridiplantae, Streptophyta, Charophyceae, Charales, Characeae. The record is from the annotation of a GenBank genome assembly.
GCCAUGUCAGCAGCAGGGAGCGCCACGUCAACAGGCCCUCGGCCCGAUCCAUGCUCUUGCGCUCUCAAACAGCCAUCAUGGACCAGAAGCCAGGGGAAACCGCCGAGGCCUAUCAGGCCCGGAUGCUGGUUUUGAUUGCUAAAGCCAAGCAACGGUUGGAUGCGGUAGCAGCUGCAGAGAAGAAGAAGGCGGAGGACGUUGAGAAGGCACGUCUGUUGGCGAUCGAACAGCAGCGCCAGCACGACGAGGCAGCAGCAAAGGCUGCCGAUGAAGAACGCAGUCAACGACGCGAGAAGGUAUUCAGCGAGGAGAGAGCUUUGCUUACUAUGGCAGCGGCAUGGCGGACCGAGGCCGAAGGUGGCGAAUUCAGCGACAGCGGACCUCGCAUCUCGCUGUUGCUCUCCCACCUCACGGACCUCCUGGCAAUGUGCAUUGCACAAGAGGAGGACAUCCAUAACCUCGAUGACACGGUGAAGAACCAGCAACGGUCGUUGGAUGAGGUCAACAGCCGCCUCCAGCAGCUGGAGCAACGACCUGUCGCCAACUCCUCCAACACCUCCGACCGACUCAACGCAUUGGAAGUCGACCACGUCACAAUGCUAAUCGACUCCGACUUCGACGGUCAGGAGAUCUUCUGCGAUGCAACGAAGACGAACCCGAUUCCGUGGUUCCGCCAGUUCAAGCUCAAGUUGCAGCUCCACCACGUACACGAAGCGAAGCACGAUGCGUCCUUGUACUCCCGAUCGGGGGGCGCGUGCCAAGCAUGGAUGGGCAACCUCUUCUCUAAAUACAGUGUGGUGGCAGCCGACUUGCAUACCAAGAUCAGUUGGGCGGAUCUGAAGGCAGCAUGGCAUAAGCAGUUCCAAAUCGAGCCGCCGGAAAUGAGAGCGAUGAACAAGCUGAUCAAGUUCCACCAAAACACGCUGCCAAGCGGAGAUUGGAUCGCCGAGUUCCAGCGCUUGGCGGCCAUGCCCAGCGUACCAAUGGGCUUUCAGGCUGUGAAGCACUACUUCAUCUUGAGGUCGUGUUCGACAUUGUCCACGACGCUGACUCAAGUCGCAAACAUGCUCACUACAACCGCGGAGCUCUUCGACAAGGCCGCGCAGAUCACCAUCACGAACACGAAGGCCAAGAACCUCUCACCUACAACAGGCCUGAGCAGAGAACAACAUCGACCGAAAGUGGCCGUGGUCGCGGCGGCAACGUCGAUCGACCCCUCAAGCGAGGCCGUGUCUGGGGACAGACUCGCAGCCGCCCGGGAUGGUGGCCGCCCCGGCAGAGGCCGAGGACGUGGCUAUGUCCGCAUCCAAGUUGGGCAAGCGGCCUGCAGCGCUUUGCUGGAUAGCAGCGCGUCUCGCAAUUUCAUGAGCCAAGCCUUUAUGCAAAGGGCUGGCCUCGGCGCACAAGUUCAAAGGAAGGCAAACCCAACGACAAUCAAGUUGGCGGAAGGAAAGACGCAACAACUUCUCGACCGCUAUAUCGAAGCCGUCCUGGUAUAUUUUGCACCUCAUGCAUGCGAACUGGUGACGUUCGACUUUUUGGACACGGACUUCGAUAUUAUUUUGGGAAUGCCUUGGCUUGCAAGUGCGGAUCACACAGUCAACUUCCACCGGCGGACUCUUACCGUCUGGGAUGCCUUCGGCGCCGAAGUGUCGUGCAUUAUUCCUCUCCCACACCCUUCGAUUCAGUGCCAAGUGGUGACGACCAAGUCAUUCCGGGCUACUUGCGCUUACGAGCAGCUCGACGAGAUAGGCCUAUGUUUCCUACGAACCGUCGCGGUAGCCUGCUCUUCACCCACGAACUCGUCUUCGGACCCCCCCGUGGUACGAUUGCUGGACGAGUUCGCCGACAUCUUCGAGUCAUCUACCGGUGUGGUGCCGGAUCGGCCGAUCUCCCACGAGAUCAUUCUUGAGACCGGUGUCGUGCCGCUGAAAGGUUGCAUUUAUCACAUGAGCGAGGAGGAGCUUACGGUCCUCUCUGCGCUACUCGAUGACUUGUUGGACAAGGGCUGGAUCCCCCCUAGUAGCUCCUUAUACGGAGCGCCAACUCUCUUCGUAUGGAAGAAGAACAAGGAUCUACGAUUGUGCAUCGAUUCCCGCAAACUCAACGCGCAAACCGUCAAGAAUGUGGGGCCUCUUCCUCGUAUUGACGAUCUUCUUGAGCAAUUGGGCGGCGCAAAGUACUUUUCCAAGUUGGAUUUGAAGUCGGGGUAUCAUCAGAUUUCAAUCCGCCUGAACAAUCGCUAUAAAUCCGCGUUCAAGACGUGGUAUGGGCAUUUUGAGUGGGUGGUCAUGCCUUCUGGCCUCACCAAUGCCCCGACGACCAUUCAAGCGGCAAUGACCAACGAGUUCCGGGCGAUGUUGGAUCGUUUCGUGCUGGUCUACUUAGACGGCAUCCUCGUCUAUAGCCGAACCUUGGAGGAUCAUCUUGAGCACCUUCGACGAGUGUUGGAGACGCUCCGCCGCGCCAAGUGCGAAUUUGUCCGGCAAGAGCUGGAAUACUUGGGCCAUUUUGUCACACCCGAGGGCAUCAGUCCGUUGUCGGACAAGAUUCAAGCCAUCCAAGAGUGGCCAGAGCCGCGGAACGUCACAUAUGUCCGUUCGUUUCUUGGCCUUGCCGGCAACUACCAACAUUUCAUCAAGGGAUACUCGAAGAUAGCGGCUCACUUAACCAAGCUUCAAUGCGAGGAUCGGCCGUUCGACUUUGGGGAGGAUGCGCGAGAAUCAUUUUUGCCCUUCAAAGCGGCGUUAUUAUCCGCAGAGGUCUUGCACAUAUACGCCUCGCUAUUGCCAACGCGCGUCACUACAGAUGCGUCCGGCUAUGGCAUUGGUGCCAUCCUCGAACAACACAAUGGCGUGGACUGGCACCCGGUUGAAUACUUCAACAAGAAAGUGCCCGUCGUGCACUCCAUUGAUGAUGCACGCAAGAAGGAGCUCCUAGCCUUCGUCCACAAGCUCAAGCGGUGGCGACACUUCCUCCUUGGUCGAAGUCAAUUUCGAUGGGUAACGGACAACAAUCCGUUGGUCUUCUACAAGACCCAAGACACUGUCAAUAGCACCAUCGCCCGUUGGAUGACUUUCAUCGACCAAUUCGACUUCUUUCCCGAUCACAUUCCGAGGAAGUCUAACCAUUUUGCGGAUGCUCUUUCACGGUGUCCGGAUCAUUGUACCGCAGUUUAUUCGACCUUCGAGAUCGAUGACGACCUGCGGGAUAGUUUCAUCCGCGGCUACCAAGCCGACCCCGAGUUUCGCGACAAAUACGCGAAUUGCUCCUCUCCUAAUCCGGCKCCUUCUCACUGUCGGAUCCAAGAGGGGUACUUGCUUGUCCACACACGGGGGAAGGACCUUUGCGUACCGAGUGACUCUCACUUGUGUACACGGCUUCUUGCACAUUGCAUUGGAUUCAGCAUGGGGCUGCCGGGGCCAAACCAGCAUGACACCCUCUUCAAUUUCCUGCAAUAUAUUGUGGAAGAGAUUGAAGGUGUCAGUGGCGUAAAGGAAAUGGAAAUGCGGUCGAAAGUCGAGCAAUUGCGAGCCGAGAUGUCGAGAAUUCCGUCAACAUCCGAACAUCCUCUUGGAGAGCUUGAGGUUGCAAGUCAACUUGAUAAGCUGGAGGAGAAGUUGACAGCGUUGGACGAAAUGGUAUCACAGGCAGAUCCAGAGGUCAGGCAGAUGUUAAGUCAGAGUUCCAAUCUGUGGAUGCCUGUGAUCUGCUCAAGUGCAGCGGAACGCGAAGAGAAUGCAUCAGGAAGUGUGCUGGCAGAUUCUGCCGAAGGACGAUCUUCUUCACCACCCUCUGCGCCUGCACUCUCUGUUACAGACGUUGAUGACUUGCAACGUGCUUGAGCUGAUAACAACUGAGAUGAUACUCUUUCCUUCUUUCAGGAUAAGUCCAAAACAGUCUGCUUGCCAUUUUUGGUAACGGGUUUUGUUUUUUUCCUUCUGUUUCCUUUUUCUUUCCCUCGUUUUUCCUCCUUUUCUCUCCUUUUUUCUCUUUUUUUCCUUUUCUUCCUCCUUUUUCCCUCUUUUUUUCCUCCUUUUUUUCCUCCUUUGUUCCUCCUUUUUCCCUCCUUUUUUCUCUCUGCAAUAACCCCAGCCGUAUGCCACAUGGAAUGUCUGAGGGCCUCUCCAGGCCGCACUCAGACCCAGGCCAAAGGUGGGGAAAGAACCCCACGUCUAAACUCAGGGCCUGGACGAGAUGGAGUUGACUAAAGUCAACUGUAGGACGCCCAACAGUCAAAGUCCAAAGUGGACCCAGCCCAGGCCGCCGGUCAGACGCACACACUUGUUUGUAUGCAGGUACCCAGACAGCAUCAGGACCAAGGGGAGAUCUGCAGCUGUACACAAUCCAGGCCCUCGGCUGUGAGUCAAUCUGUACGACUGUGGGAAGAGGACCCAAGGCCAGACAACCUCGUCAAACACUACAAAUUGCUUGGUCUCGGGGUAGUCAACAUUCAAUCUUGCUAUGCUGCUUGGACGCUGGCUCGACUCUGACUGGAAUCUGGCAUUGACGCUGGCACGAUGCUUGCGAGACGCUGGCUUGACACUGGCUGUGCGCACGCACUGUGGACGACGACGCGGGGCUGUGGCAGCAUGCUGGCGCUUUCUGUGCUGUGCGCCAGGCAUUGCUGAUGUGGCGCUGCCACCUGCCUACCCUGCUGAUGUGGCGCAUGCCACUUGCCUACAUUGCUGAUGUGGCGCAUGCCACUGGUCUACAUUACGGAUAAGGUGCAUGCCACUGGUCUAGAUUGCUGAUGUGGUGUUGCUACCUGUCUUCAUUGAUGAUGUGGCGCAUGCCACCUGUCUCUACAGCUGACGUGGCAUUGGCCACGCUGUCUACAUGAGGUGACUGGUUGCGACAAGGAGGGAGAUCGGGAUCUGUGGAUGAUUGGGAUCUGGUACUCACCUGAGGUUGACGUCAUUACCGUAUUCUGCUGCUGUCUUCAUGGUCUUCACGAGAUAAGAGUGCCACGUGGCACUGCUGUGAGAUUAGGAUUAUCAUACUUGUUAUCGUAUACUCGUUGAUGACGUGGAGAGGAAAGAAGCCCGGAGAAGAAGUGGGGUUUGAUUGGAUUACUCUUUUGUGAUCAUUGUCAUCUCUUCCACCUUUCCUCUGUCUAUUCCCCCUCCAAUCUCUUCACCUAUUGGUAACGAGAUAAUGUUUCAGAUAA